UAGCCAAAAGACAAGAUGUCAACGGCGGCAACGGCUUUGGUUUAUUGGCAGUCAAUGAACGGCAAUGGCCAUGAUGAUGAUGUUGAUGAUGAUGAUGCGUUCCUCCAGCCGCCGAGUGCAAACACCUAUGCACGCAAUGGCAAUGGCAAUGUAGCCGCAUCAUCGGCAACGUUAACAUUUCAUCCUCAGGCACAGGCUCAGGCUCAAUCGCCGCCUUAUUAUAUCAAUUAUUUGGCACAAAUUGGUUGCCAACAUCGGGUGAAUAGCUUUGAUGGAGGAAGUAACAGCAGCAAUAGCAGCAGUCAUGGCCAUUAUAAUUCGAAAUUCCUAUUAAAUGGCGAUCAGCUGGAUGGCAAUGUAUUGAUGGGUUUGGGUCAUGGUCAGCACCAUCAGGAGACGCCGCCGCCAUCACAUGAGCCACAUUACAUUUUGACCGCUGCCUAUGGGUCCAGUGCGGGAGCCGUAGACACAACGCAGGGUAGCGGAGGAGGUAGACAACGUCAUGCACCCCUCUAUGGACGGUUUGUGGUCGAAGAGGAACUGCCACCAACGCAUCGUGAUGUUAUGCAUCAUCACUCUAGUCCUUCGUCUUCGUCGGAGGUGCGAGCCAUGCAGGCCCGUAUACCUACACAUUUUCGUGAUCCGGCCAUAGCACCAUUGCGCAAGCUGAGCGUCGAUCUGAUAAAGACCUACAAGCACAUAAAUGAGGUUUACUAUGCGAAAAAGAAACGUCGUGCCCAACAGACCCAAGGCGAUGAUGAUUCGUCCAAUAAAAAGGAACGAAAAUUAUAUAACGAUGGCUAUGAUGAUGAUAAUCACGAUUAUAUAAUCAAGAAUGGUGAAAAGUUUUUAGAUCGCUAUGAAAUUGAUUCGUUAAUUGGCAAAGGCAGUUUUGGUCAGGUAGUAAAAGCCUACGAUCAUGAGGAGCAAUGUCAUGUAGCGAUAAAAAUAAUUAAAAAUAAGAAACCGUUCCUAAAUCAGGCGCAAAUCGAGGUAAAGCUGCUUGAGAUGAUGAAUCGUGCGGAUGCUGAGAAUAAAUACUAUAUCGUCAAGCUCAAACGGCAUUUUAUGUGGCGCAAUCAUUUGUGUCUGGUAUUCGAGCUGCUAUCAUACAACCUAUACGAUCUGCUAAGGAAUACUAAUUUCCGCGGCGUCUCGUUGAACCUCACGCGCAAAUUUGCGCAGCAACUGUGCACGGCGCUGCUGUUCCUUAGCACGCCCGAACUGAACAUAAUACACUGUGAUUUGAAGCCCGAGAACAUCUUGCUAUGCAAUCCAAAACGCUCGGCCAUUAAGAUUGUUGACUUUGGCAGCUCAUGUCAGCUGGGACAGCGAAUAUAUUAUUAUAUACAAUCGCGCUUUUAUCGCUCACCGGAGGUGCUAUUGGGCAUUCAAUAUGAUCUGGCAAUCGAUAUGUGGUCAUUGGGAUGCAUACUGGUCGAGAUGCAUACGGGUGAACCCCUAUUCUCUGGCUGCAACGAAGUCGAUCAAAUGAACAAAAUCGUCGAGGUGCUAGGCAUGCCACCCAAAUAUCUGCUAGAUCAAUCGCAUAAGACGCGCAAAUUUUUCGAUAAAAUUGUGACGGAUGGCUCCUAUGUGCUGAAGAAGAACCAAAAUGGACGUAAAUAUAAGCCGCCCGGAUCACGAAAAUUGCACGAUAUACUCGGUGUCGAAACGGGCGGCCCAGGCGGACGGCGACUCGACGAGCCCGGCCAUUCUGUAUCAGAUUAUUUAAAAUUCAAGGAUCUAAUAUUACGCAUGCUGGAUUUUGAUCCCAAAACCCGUGUCACACCAUACUAUGCCUUGCAACACAAUUUCUUUAAGCGCACCACUGACGAAUCGACGAAUACCAGUGGCGCUGGCGCAACAGCAAAUGCCGGCGCCGGUGGCAGUGGAGCUGGUGGUGCUGGAGCCGGUUCUGGCGGUGGCGGUGGUGGCGGCGGCAGCAGCGGUGGAGCUGGUGGACUUGGCACCGGAGCGGGUAACAGCAGUAGCAGCAGUGGUGGCGUCGUAUCAUCUAGUGCAGCAGCUGCCGCGGCUGCAGCAGCGGCCGCCAGUUGUUCUACGGGUAGCGGUGGCAGUGGCGGCGUUAGCAAUAGCGGAUCAGUCACAGGUGUAGGAGGAGGAGGUGGAUCCACAACAGCACAGCAACAGCAAUCAAUGCCACUGCCAUUGGCUUUGGUGGGUGGCAGUGGGGCGGACGCACCAUGUCACGGUCUGGUGCUAACGAACAACAAUCGCCGACAAAUGUACAGCAGCAGCAACAACAACAACAACAACAACAUCAACAGCAAUAGCUAUCCGCACGCCAUGGACUGCGACCCGCCACUGGGUGGAGGACUUGGAGGACUGAGCAAACAACAAAUGCCACCACCUCCAGUGCCACCAAUUGCCUCAGGCCCUGGCGUGGGAAUGGUGGGUGGAGCUGGCGGCGGCGGCGUCGGCGGUGGGAUGAAUUCUCGACCAAAUGGACGCCUACGUGUGCCUAUCAUACUGACACGAUUGCCGCCACCGCCUAGCCUUGGUGGCUAUACACCCAAAGCCCCAGCCUCACUGCCAUUGGAUCUAAUGCAGCAUCAUUAUGGCAGUAUGUCGGCAGCUGCGGCUGCUGCCUCCCAUCUAAUGAUGACCGAUUCGAGUGUAAUAAGCGCUUCGGCAGCUGGCGGUGCUGGCAAUCCGCCUGUGCCCAGCGCCGGAUCGGGUCCACCCUCCACAUCGUCAUCGUCGUAUACGUCGCUGCUGUUUCCGCCGACACCAUCGGGCUCGUUUUAUGGCCAGGCGCCCGCCUCGUUAAGCGAUUUGCCUUUGCCGCCACUGCCGCUGCCGCUGCCCAUGUCAAUGCCAUUGCAACUGCCCCCGAAUCAUCCAACGUCCAUGUCGACUGCCGCCCAGCGUCGCAAUUUGGGAGCCGCUGUGGCAACGGCAGCACCAACGGCCACAGUGGGUUCGGGUACAUCCGGCAGCAGUUCGACCACUGGGGCCACUAGCGAUGCCUCAUCGUCGUCGCCCAUGGUGGGCGUAUGUGUUCAACAGAAUCCUGUAGUUAUACACUAGCCUAGAAAGAAUAUUCAUCUACUUAUAAUUAUGAUUAUUAUAUACAUACAUAUAUAUAUAUAUAUAUAUACAUACAUAUAUAUUAAUACAUAUAUUAACUAUUAAAAUUUAUUAUAGCACACUGCUCAAAAAGCCGGCGACAUUCAGGCCGUCAGGCAGUGAAACGCA
Molecule: messenger RNA, 3222 nt
Organism: Drosophila willistoni
Lineage: Eukaryota; Metazoa; Arthropoda; Insecta; Diptera; Drosophilidae
Gene: mnb
Product: serine/threonine-protein kinase minibrain
Exons: 8
Coding region: 16-3054 (1012 amino acids)
Biological process (GO): peptidyl-serine phosphorylation; positive regulation of DNA-templated transcription; protein autophosphorylation
Cellular component (GO): nucleus
Molecular function (GO): protein serine/threonine kinase activity; transcription coactivator activity; ATP binding
Source: RefSeq, a predicted model, not a curated record